AUGCAUAUACCACACGUUCCUGCAUCCGAAGCUUCCUACGCCACGAUGGAGGCUAUCGGGGCCUGUGUGUCGCGAUGCACCGUGCCUGAACCACCGUGGUCUGGUGGACCUCCACGCAAGCGGCUGUGCGCGUGCCGGCCGUCGUCGGGCCAGCCCGCGAGCGGUUCCGAGCUGGAGUUCUCAUCCACGUCGGAGCCGUCCGUCUGCAUCCACCCCCAAGGCCUGGCUCGCUCCUUGGAAGCGGUGCGCAGGGGGAGGCCGCUGGUGCAGUGCAUUUCGAACGCCGUGAGCGUCGACAUCAUGGCCAACGUGCUCCUCGCGACGGGAAUGAACGCCGCGAUGGUCUCGUGCGAGCGGGAGGCCGGCGAAUUCGCCGCGCGGGCCGCGGCCGCGGUGUCCAUCAACCUGGGAACUCCCGCGGCGAGCGACGAGUGGGUGCGCGGCACGGACGCCGCGGUCACGGCCGCGCUCGCGGAGGGCAAGCCGUGGGUUCUCGACCCCGUCGCUCUCUCCGCGUCGACCUGGCGAUACGACCGAGCGACGGACCUGUGCCGCAGACGGCCAACUGUGGUGAGACUGAACGCGUCGGAGGCGAUCGCGCUGGCCGCGGUGCUCGUGCCGCACAAGUCCGACCGGCCGAACAUCGCAGCCAGCCCUGACGCCACGCACGCGUCCCUGGCCGCGAAGCCGCACGCGGUGGCCAUCGCGCGGUGCCUGGACACAGUCGUGUGCGUGACGGGCGAGGUCGACCUCGUCACCGACGGCCGGCGCAUCAUCCUCGUCAAAAACGGCGUCAGUGGAAUGCGCAGCAUCACCGCGCUGGGGUGCAGCCUGUCGAGCCUGGUCGCGGGCUUCGUCGCCGUGCGCUGCGGCCGGACGAACGACAGCGAUGACGAGGACGGCGAGGCGGCUGGGCCCGCGGCGUCGGUGCUCGAGGCCACCGCGCACGCCACGUGCUUCUACGGGGUGUGCGGCGAGGUCGCGAUGACACAGGGCGGCGCCAAGGGGCCCGGGUCGCUCCGCGCGGCGUUCCUGGACGCGCUCGCCGCCGUCGGACCGGAGGAGCUGCAGUCUCUCGCGAACAUGACGCUGGAGGUCGUGGCAUGA
Molecule: messenger RNA, 1107 nt
Organism: Pedinophyceae sp. YPF-701
Lineage: Eukaryota; Viridiplantae; Chlorophyta; Pedinophyceae
Source: the annotation of a GenBank genome assembly